AUGGCUCGGAGCAAUCUUCUGUGCCAGCUGCCCAAGUCUCGUGCUCCCCGCUAUCUUGAUACUGGAGCGAGAGCGAAUAUUCAUCGCUCCAUCUCCGAGCCCCACCUGCGCCUCACGGGAACUCCAAACUGGACACAAGCUGACUUGCAGAACCUCCCCCCGUUCAUCACCCCGACCAGCACCUCUGGCUCCGGCAUUCCGUUCAAGCUGAUUGCCUCUCGCGUGGCGCACAAGCCGAUGCUCGAGGCCGAGACGCCCGACGGACCGAUCCAGCUCCCCCUCGACGUGUCCAAGGACACGCUCCCCGUUGAGUCUGACGCGUUUUUCGCCAAGCUCGGCGGCAACCCGAAGGGCGCCAAGGACGUUGUGCAGGGCCUCUGGAAGACGUGGCGCGACAACGACCUGCUCCGCAUCACCGGCAAGCUCGACGUCGGCUCCGGCAAGCUGAACGACCUGCACGUUGUGGCCGACGACUUUGGCCUGUACCGUUCCAACCUGAAGGAGCUGGCCGACGCGGCCAAGGUUCACCCGCUCGAGACGCAGGCUGAGGCGGGACGCCUGUUCUACCACAAGUCGCGCGAGGGAGGCAACAUUGCGUGCUACGGCUACGGUGCCGGCAUCGCGAUGAGCACGAUGGACGCCCUGCUCGGUGCGGGCGGCAAGGCGGCCAACUUCCUUGACGGCGGCGGUGGUGCGACCGAGGCCAACGUCCGCGCCGCGAUGGGCGUGAUCACGUCGGACCCGGACGCGGAUGUGAUCUUCAUCAACUCCUUUGGCGGCCUGACCAAGAUGGACCUCAUUGCCGAGGGCAUGGUCAAGUUCCUGCGCGAACGCAGGGACGCGGGCGAGCGCCUUGUCCCCAUCGUCGCUCGCCUGCGCGGUACGGGCGAGGAGAGCGCUGCCCAGAUCCUCAAGGACGCGACGGACCUGAGCGGCAUCAUCACGGUGAUUCCGGAUCUGAAGGAGGCUGCUGAGGCAGCUGUCCGCAUCGCGGCCCAGGAGGCCGAGAAGAACGGCACCGAGCUCCCCAAGCCUUCUGCCGCCGAGCAGGCGCCCGUCGCCGUGCGCGACACCCCCGUCACCUUCUCCCGCGACGGGCAGUACGAGCAGACCCUGGGCAACCUGAAGGUCAAGAACGGCGACCCGGUGCUCAUGCUCGGCCUCGGGGGCGCGGCCAAGCUGAACGCCAAGAUUGCCUCGGACUACGGAACCAACAUUGUCGGCUUCGCCGCGCCGAACAAGGGCGGACAGGAGUUCAUUGGCAAGCCCGUGUACGGCUCGAUGGGCGAGGCGAUCAAGGAGCUCAAGCCGCGCAUUGCGUCGCUGUUCGUCCCCGUCCACGCUGCGGCGGACGCCAUGAUCGACGCCAUUGAGGCCGAGAUCCCCCUCAUUGUCGCGUACGCCGAGGGCAUCCCGACGCGCGACCAACUGCGCGUCCAGGCCGCGCUCAGGAGCCAGAACAAGUCGCGCGUCGUCGGCGCCAACUGCCCCGGCGUCAUCUUCCCUCACGAGCGCGUCAAGCUCGGCAUCCAGCCCCUCCCCGUGCACAGCCCCGGAGACAUUGGCAUUGUCUCUCGUUCCGGCACAAUCUCGUACGACCUUGCCGCGCAGACGAGUGCGCUGGGCCUGGGCCAGAGCGCCGUGUACGGUCUGGGCGGGGACCCGUUCCCGUGCACGCGCACGUGGGAGGCGGUGCAGCUCAUGAUCGAGGACCCGAAGACGAAGGUGAUCUGCAUCGUGGGCGAGUGCGGCGGACAGAUGGAGGAGGAGGCCGCCCAGGUCUACGCCGAGUACGUCCGCAACCUUCCCGCUGGGCAGGUGCCGAAGCCGGCUGUCGGAUUCGUCGCCGGCGAGGCCACGAAGCGCGGCCUCAUGUACGGCCACGCAGGCGCUGUGUGGUGGGAGCCCGAGGAGCGCACGCUCGCCAAGAAAAAGUUCAUGCAGAACGCCGGCAUCACAAUGGCCGACACGCUCGGCGACCUCGGCGCCCUCAUUAAGCAGACCCACGCCAAGCUCUAG
Trichosporon asahii var. asahii CBS 2479 is the source of this 2019-nucleotide messenger RNA. RefSeq lists its product as uncharacterized. Lineage: Eukaryota; Fungi; Basidiomycota; Tremellomycetes; Trichosporonales; Trichosporonaceae. Gene Ontology annotation, molecular function: succinate-CoA ligase (GDP-forming) activity; succinate-CoA ligase (ADP-forming) activity. The transcript has a single exon. Gene Ontology annotation, biological process: tricarboxylic acid cycle. Gene Ontology annotation, cellular component: succinate-CoA ligase complex (ADP-forming); mitochondrion. The record is from RefSeq and is a predicted model, not a curated record. The coding region runs from base 1 to 2019 and encodes 672 amino acids.